This is a messenger RNA of Heterobilharzia americana, 661 nucleotides long. The record is from the annotation of a GenBank genome assembly. Lineage: Eukaryota; Metazoa; Platyhelminthes; Trematoda; Strigeidida; Schistosomatidae.
GUUGUAUUCCUAAUGAGGCUGGAAUAAGAGUGACAUUCAAACUAAGAACUCAUUUAAAAUUAUGUUUUAUGCUUCAAACACUGUCCAUCAUCGUGUUAGACCAGACGGUGAAAGUAUUCAAGAAAAAUCUGUCUCUGGUGUUCAAAUUAUGAAGUGCUUAAAUAUGUGUAGCACAACUAGUGAUAGAGUUGAUGAAAAUGGCAGUAAUACUCAUGUUGGAUAUCGUUUAAGAACAGAAGAAGCCCAUGAAGCUAUGAAACGAAAUCAAGGUCAAAUGUCUGACUACCUAGGUAGUGGUGCAAGCUCUGUAACAAAAAGUUAUGGAAGAAAGUUCCAGGUUCGCGCUGUCAGAGGAUCAGAGGCACAAGAAGCUGCUAUGAAUAAUAAAGGUUCUGCAGUCCAAGAGUUAUUAACUAAUGAUCACCUUCCUCCAAAUCCUGUUGGAUGUGGAUUUGCGCAUGUUAGUCAAGAAGCUGAAGAAAUAGCAAAUCUAAGUCGUACAGGGAUGAUAUCUGGAUUAUUAGGUGGUCAAUCAGUAUCAAAUAUUCCACUUGUCGGUGUUGAGGCACCUGUAUGUAAACGUGUACAAUACGAGGCGAUUGAAUAUGCUAGUCGUGCACAAGGUGAAGAAAUGAAAAACAUAAUACAACAAAAAAGUUGA